Messenger RNA from Hypoxylon trugodes, 950 nucleotides. RefSeq lists its product as uncharacterized. The transcript has 3 exons. Lineage: Eukaryota; Fungi; Ascomycota; Sordariomycetes; Xylariales; Hypoxylaceae. The record is from RefSeq and is a predicted model, not a curated record. Bases 203 to 436 code for a protein of 77 amino acids.
CCUCACCUGACGCUCUGCUGUUGGUCGGAUGUGGUAAGAAAUCCCGAUCGUCUACCGUCCAUUGCAAAAUUGCCUCCUCUUCCUCCUUGAACAUCAGAGUUAUUUCGGUCUUCACCAAAUUUGGUCUGUUAUACUGGGAAAUUUCUAAUACAGGCUGUCGCUGGGCCCUGCGCAAGUUUAACAUUGUUUUCUUAAACCAAGGAUGAUUAAGUCGCAGGCGGCAUUAGGACAACAACAACCAUGGCACGAUAUCGUAUUGAAGACGAAAUACAAUGACCCAUUAAAACUCAAGAGUUCUCUUGAUAGCAUGUAUGGAAAAGGGAAAUAUAGGGUAAAGGUUAGAGCCAACCGAUAUAUUCUGCAAUUACCAGAACAACCGCAACGGGCUCAAAUAGUCGAAAUAGAGAAUACAAUCCAUUCCCACUACAAUGGUUGAAGUCGAGAAAAUCGAUGAAGGAUAGGGAUAACUACCACGAAAUUCGCACUGGUUUGAGCGUCAGCAUGGUUAUUAUUUGAUGGAGGCACCACUAGGACUUACAGAAAGAAUAUGAGCCUGGGUAUCAAAUCAAUCAAUCCUCUAACGCCGACGUAAUCUAUAUACGUCAAGAGACACGCCUGUCCCCUCCGUGAACCCGCCUUUUGUUCACGGAGUUGAGUUUAAAUUACCACCAAAUUGCUUUAGCAAAGACUACUCCUCUUGCUUCGCCUUCAAAUAGAAACUUGGGGUCCUUUCGCAUGUUUUUCGGAGUUUCUCCAUGUCCCUAAUGAGCUGUAGGACGUUAAUCCUUUUUUCACGAUCUGGUUCCAACAUCUUGUCUCUUAUUAUCUCGAGCAGUUGGUGGAGGUACCAGCUGCAUUUCUUGUGCCGCUGAAGCUCUGAUAUCCAACCUCUGACACUCGACUUUAGAAUUGGACGGUGGUUCCCUUUUCCUUGCUCAAUACUAAAAAAA